This is a messenger RNA of Pristis pectinata (smalltooth sawfish), 10488 nucleotides long. It is a transcript of the gene aspm, whose product is annotated as assembly factor for spindle microtubules. The coding region runs from base 94 to 10173 and encodes 3359 amino acids. Gene Ontology annotation, biological process: spindle organization; mitotic cell cycle; establishment of meiotic spindle localization. The record is from RefSeq and is a predicted model, not a curated record. Gene Ontology annotation, molecular function: protein binding. Gene Ontology annotation, cellular component: spindle pole. Lineage: Eukaryota; Metazoa; Chordata; Chondrichthyes; Rhinopristiformes; Pristidae. The transcript has 29 exons.
GGUGAGGUGCGAUCUGGGGGGAGGAGGGGUUUGGAGGAGCGGAGCCGGAGGCGGCCGAAUUCGUACCCGUGUAGCCUCCAACGCACACUUCGGAUGGACUCGCUGGUUCAAAGCCCCGCUGUGGCGGGGGGCCCGAGCCGACGGCCGCACCGCGGACCCGAGGAGGAGGAGGCGGCUGUCCCCGUCCUCACCCUCACUCACUUUGCCCGGACUCCCUUCGUCUGCUUCAAGACGGUGAGGACAGGUUGCGCCAGGACCGAGCGCUUGGCCGUGGAAAACCCCGAGAGUGUGCCGGUCCUGGUGACGGUGGACAAGUUCCCCAGCUGCAAGGGGUUCGCGGUGAAUGAGCGGGAGUUCGUGGUGGAGCCAGCAGAAAGGUAUUAUCUUUCCAUAACUUGGACACCGGUGGAAGCUGGAGGAGUCCGAGAAACAGUGACAUUUAGUGUUGGUUGUGUGAAAGUCCUUUGCGUUCUUUUGGGCAAGGCAGAAGACCCACCCAAAAAAAAGCGAAGCCUAUGGGAAUCAAUUAAAGGCAAGAAAGUUUCAGAAAGUACUCUUCGGUUGAAACAAAAAAGGAAUGUUUCAAUUGGCAGCAAGACAAUCAUCAUAUCACAGAAGAAGGAUCUUAUGAAAAUGGGCCGACCUUUAAGUCCUCUUCAGCCAUGUGAAAAUCUUGGAUCAGUUGGCAAAAGAGUUCCUCCCCUUCACCCUGCGGACACUUUAGACUACGCUAACUAUGAGAUAAUGCGUCUAUCACCAAUAUUGCCUCCAUGCCAAAUAAAAGAACUUGAAAAUUAUACUCCACAAUCACUUAAGAAAUUUGCUUCCUUCUCUGUCUGUCAAGGUAAAGGAAUGUCAUUACAGAUAGAUGGGAGGCUAGAAUAUGAGGAGAAGACUGAUGAAUUGUGUGCAUCUGAGAUUGUGAAGUCUGGACUGAAUAAAACACCACAAACUUUUCUUUGCACUUCCGCUCCUCAUACUCCUGUGAACAAACGGCGGAUUUUAAGCCCCGAUUCUUUUGUAAAUGACAGUUAUGUCCCUGAUGAAGAUGUUGAACCAAUUGUUGAAUCAUCAGUGCUAUCACCAGAUCAAUUUCUGAAGGAUGCAAAGAUGUCUAUGAAUCAGCAUUGGUCAAGUCAAGAUAAGUAUGUUGAAGCUUCCUCCAUUGAAAAUUUGAAAUCUGGAAGUUCUUCACUGCAGGAAAGUAGUCCAGGAUUUGCAUCAAAGUUUGGAUCACCUGUUGUAAAUGUGGAAGAAUUGAAGCCAGCUAAGUCAAGAUUAACUUUUUUUGUAAAUUCUAAAACUUCUGAUCUCCCUCAGAAUUCACAGGCAAGUGGACAAGUACAUCAGUCCACUGCUCAAACUAAGAUGCUCCCUGUUUUCACUACUACAGACAUCAAAAAUAAAUCUGUGGGUCACCACGAGUUGGAUAAUAAAGUUAAACUUUCAAGCAAUCAUUUUGUUGAAGUUAACUCUCGUUUCCAAUCAAGGUCUGUUAUUGGUGUAGAGACUAAAGCUGAAAACAGAAACCCUAAACUUGCUAACAGGUCAUCCCUUCCAAGCAGAAAGAGAAAAAGUUCAGAAUAUUUGUCAAAUAAUGCAUGUGAAAAGGAUAUUGAUACCAAUAAAAGAAAGUCUAAGUGUGUUGAACAACCUAGUCUGAAGUCAAAUGUUCUGAAGAAGACUACUUCAAGAUGCUUGAAUGGAGGUGGUAAACGACUCCAGAAAAGAAAAUCUGUUUCUCAAGUCAAGUCUUCCACUGUUCUAGCCAACAGGGGUAAACUUAUGCCUGGAGUUGCACAAUCACAAUUAACUUUCAGAAAAUUGAUGAAGACUGUGAUUCCUAGACAUCCAUUGCCAUUUGCUGCAAAAAACAUGUUUUAUGAUGAACGAUGGAAAGAGAAGCAGGAAAGAGGAUUCACGUGGUGGUUAAAUUUUAUUCUUACUCCUGAUGACUUUACAGUGAACACAGAGUCCUCCAAAGUGAAUACUGCUACAUUGUUUAUGGGUUCUGAGACUCAGCACCACAAAAUUAGUGUUUCUUCAGCACCAACUAAAGAAGAAAUGUCACUGAGAGCAUAUACUGCAAAAUGUAGACUCAAUCGUCUCCGCCGUGCAGCCUGCAGGUUAUUUACAUCUGAAGGGAUGGUCAAAAUUAUACAGAAACUGGAAGCAACCAUUGAAGCAAAACAUCUCCUUGUGCGGAAAGAUCGAUGUCUCUGGAAAGACUUUGGACAUCGACAGAAGAUCCUCAAAUGGCUUUUGUCAUAUAAUCCUCUGUGGCUACGAAUUGGACUAGAGUGUGUUUUUGGUGAACUGGUUCCACUGGAAAGCAACAGCGAUGUUACUGGAUUGGCCAGAUUCAUUUUGAAUCGCCUGCUUUGGAACUCUGACAUAGCUGCAGCUUAUAGACAUCCAACUGUGCCACAUUUAUAUCGUGAUGAGCACCAAGAAGUUUUGGCACAAUUCACACUGAAGAAAUUCCUACUUCUGGUUUGGUUUCUUGACACUGCCAAACAAUCCAGAAUGAUAGAUCAUGAUCCAUGUCUUUUCUGCAAAGAUGCUGAGUUUAAGACAAGCAAAGACCUGUUACUUGCCUUCUCAAGAGACUUUCUCAGUGGUGAAGGAGACAUUUCCCGUCAUCUUGGUUUCUUGGGGUUGACGGUCAGUCAUUGUCAGACGCCCCUUCAUGAAUUUAAUUUUGCGGUCACCAACCUUGCUGUUGAUCUUCGAUGUGGUAUUCGUUUGGUGCGAGCAGUGGAGCUUCUUACUCAAAACUGGAAACUGUCAAAGCAGCUAAGGGUCCCAGCAAUUAGCCGCCUUCAAAAACUGCAUAAUGUGGAUGUUGCACUUAAUGCCCUUAAAACUCGAGUUGAUCUGAAAGAUGAACGGGGCAAUGAUAUAGAUCCUAGAGAUAUUGUAGAUGGACAUCGGGAAAAAACUUUGGCACUACUGUGGAGAAUCAUCUUUGCCUUUCAGGUGGAGAUUUUGCUAAAUGAAGAUCAGCUGCGAGAAGAAAUUGAAUUUCUGAAAAAAGCGUUGCAUACAUCACACAAACUCGCAGCUCUGCGUUCUCUGUCUGUUCCAUCCCACCCAGUGAAAGAUAAAGACCUCAACUGCAUGCCUGAAAAAUAUAGUCCACAGAUCACUUUGUUGAUGAAUUGGAUAAAUGCUGUAUGUGCAUAUUAUGGUGUGAAAGUUGAGAAUUUUACUGUUCCCUUUUCUGAUGGUAGAGUUUUAUGUUACCUUAUUCAUCAUUACCACCCUGGCCUUUUGGCUGUGGACAACAUCUGUCAGCGAACCACUCAGACAGUGGAAUGUGCACAACAUGGUACAGUGGCAAUUGAUACAUCAACCAGUGAGUCUGAUGAAAGUUCCAUUGAUGCCAUACCUACAAACUCAUUGCCUUCAGCCAGUAUCUAUGAAGAACUCUUGGAGAAUGAGAAGAAGAAUCUUAAUUUAGUGACAACUGCUGUUGCAGAACUUGGAGGCAUCCCAGCUAUGAUACGGCACGUGGACAUGUCAAACACCAUCCCAGAAGAGAAGGUUGUUAUCAUUUAUGUCUCAUUUCUUUGCGCACGUCUUCUUGAUCUACGAAAAGAAGCAAGAGCUGCCAGAAUCAUACAGGCUGCUUGGAGGAAAUACAAGCUAAACUGUGAGCUUCAGCUUUUACAGGAGAAAGAGCAAGCUGCAGGUGUCAUUCAAGCAGCAGUGCGUAGAUUUUUGCAUCGACAGCAGAUCAAGAAGAAAAACAAUGCUGCAAUUAUUAUACAAGCUAUUUGGCGUGGCUAUGUGGCAAGGCAGAAGACCAAAGCACUGUUGAUGAUUAAGAUGCAAGCAUUGCGGAAUGAAGCAGCAACACUUCUUCAGGCUUACUGGAGAGGAUAUAUUAUUAGAAAGCAUUUUCUGAGAGCACGGCAGUAUUGCAUUCUCAUGCAAAGUCGCAUCAGGAUGAAAAUUGCGGUCAUCUCUUACAGACGAAUUAAAUGGGCUACUGUUAUCAUUCAGAGGCAUUUCAGAGCACGUCUCCUGUGUCUAUCUGAGCAAAGGAAUUACUUAAAAUUGAAGGCUUCUGUUGUUAAAAUACAGUCUGCAUUUAGAAGGUGGCAAGCUCACAAAAUGGAAAAGCAGACAAAGGCAACAAUUGUACUACAGAAGUAUAUAAGGGGUUUUCUCUCCCGACGCAAAUAUAAGCGGUUUCGACACUCCAUAUCCUUGAUACAAGCACAUGCAAAAGGAUUUCUCAUAAGAACUGAUAUGCGCAGGAGGAAAAAUGCUGCUCUCACCCUAAAGAAGUACAUAAAGGCUUAUGUGAGAGCAAAGCAUGAAUAUGAUUCUUAUCGGAGACUCAAAUGGGCUACAGGAAUAAUUCAAACAGCUUACCGUCGCUUAAAAAUGAGAAAGCUUUAUCAUCUAACUAUGUCAGCUGUACUAAUCCAAUCAACUUUUAGAAUGUACAAGCAGCGAAAAAGAUUUGUCGCUGUCCGGAAAGCUGCUAUUUCCAUGCAAUCUUUAGUAAGAAUGCAUUUGGCUCAAACAAGGUUUCUACAAUGCCGGCAUGCUGCCAUUACCAUACAAAGGCACUUCAGGGCUAAACAGCAGGGGAAGAAUGACUUGAAGAACUACCUGAAACUUCGACAAGCAACUAUAAAACUACAAGUGUCUUUUCGGAAAAGGCAAGCACAAAAAGAGGUUAGGAAGAAUCGAGCUGCAGUUACAAUACAAUCUUGGUACCGAAUGCACAGAGGAAAACAAAAAUAUCUACAUGCAAAAAAAAGCUGCAUUAGAAUCCAAUCAUGGUAUAGAUGCUGCAUUGCUCAACAUGCUUUUCAUUCUAAGAAAACUGCAGCAUUAGCUAUCCAAAAAUAUUACAGAGCUUACAGGGAAAGUAAAGCUCAGCAUGAAAAGUAUGUAUUAAUGCUCAAAGCAGCAAUGAUUAUACAGGCUUACUUUCGUGGUAUGAACACUCGUCAGCUUGCCAGAAGAAUGAAAGCUGCACGAGUCAUUCAGUCAUAUUGGAAAAUGAGAAAAGAGAGAUUGAAGUUCUUGUAUUAUAGGCAAUGUAUUGUUACACUGCAAGCCCAUGUGAGAAGAUCAUAUGCUCAAAAAAGAUACCAUUCAGUGAAAAUAGCAACUUUUACAUUACAGGCCCACUUCAGAGCUAUUUUAGCUCAAAAGAAAGCACAAGCUGAGUAUAGGGCAGUAAGGGCUGCAGCUAUUGUCUUACAGUUUGCCUAUAGGCGGUUACAAAUGAGAAGACAAAUUUGCCUGUUGCAUUCAGUUGUGAAGAUCCAGUCUGCCUUUCGUGCAUAUGUUUCACGAAAGAAAUUCCUGCAAAUCAGAAGUGCAGCAGUCAAAAUUCAGGCCUUGGUAAAAAUGAUCCAAGUACGGAAAUAUUACAGAUCCCUUAAAAAAGCGACAACAUAUAUCCAGAGACAUUACCGGGCUAACAAGCUUUCUUUAGAAAAGCGAAAAGAAUAUCUGAGAAAAAAGGAAGCUUGUAUAUAUCUUCAGUCUGUUAUUAGACAGCACCGAGCUCAAAAGCAGUUGUAUUUGAGUCGACAAGCUGCAAUUAAAAUUCAAUCUACGUUCAGGAUGUACAGAGUAAGGAGUCAAUACCUUCGGAUUCAUCUUGCCGCAGUCAUAAUUCAAAGAGGAUUCCGUGCCUACCAGGAAGGAACUUGUCAAAGGCAGAACUUCCUAAAAACCAAAGGAGCAGUAAUAUGUUUGCAGGCAGCAUACAAAGGAUAUAGUGUACGCAAAAAGAUGAAGCUUCAAUAUAAAGCAGCCGGCAAAAUCCAAGCAGCCUUUAGAGGGCAUGCUUUAAGGAUCAAGUAUUUGGCAAUGAAAAAUGCCGCCAUUGCAAUCCAGAAUUGGUACAGGAGUUGCAAAGCUGGGCAACAGCAGCGACUUACGUACCUUGAUAUGAAGGCAUCAGUGAUUAUUCUUCAAGCAGCAUUCCGUGGAUUAUCUACAAGGAAAAAAAUAAAAGCACAACAUCAAGCUGCUGUGACCAUUCAAGCUGCUUUCCGGAGGUUCAGUGCACAGUACCAUUUCGCUGUGUUAAAAAGCGCUGUGAUGACUGUUCAAUCCCAUUUUAAAGCAAAGUUGUUGGGUAGGAAAGAACGUUAUGCAUAUCUGACAAUACGCCAAUCAGCAAUAACACUUCAAGCAGCUUAUAAAGGUAUGAUUGCAAGGAAAGAACUUAGAAGGAAACGGAAGGCUUGUAUUGUAAUACAAUCUUAUUUCAGAAUGCACAAAAUGUGUACAGAGUUUCAAACAAGGAGACAAGCAGCAUUGUUAAUACAAGAGCACUUCAGGGCUCAUAUACAAAGGAAAUAUCAACAUCAAAAAUAUCAAAAUAUGAAGGCUGCUGUAAUAGUUUUGCAAGCUGCAUUUCAUGCCAUGAAAACCAGAAAAAAGCUGAAAGAAAUGCACAAAGCUGCAACAAUUAUUCAAAGAGCAACUAAAUCCUUCCUGGCUAAGAAGCAUUACACCACACUUAAAGCUGCUUCAGUUGUACUGCAAAGGCAGUUUAGAGCAUUGCUCCUGACCAGAAAACAGCGAGAAAUCUAUCUGUCCAUUCGUAGUGCAACUAUAUCCAUCCAAGCUGCCUACAGGGGUAUGAAAGUACGGCAAGAGAUGCAGCACAAACACAAUGCAGCAACCGUGAUACAAGCAGCAUUUAGAAUGCACAGGGUAUACCUUCCGUACAGGGCAGUGAGACUGGCAGCUAUAAUAAUACAAAACCACUACAGAGCGCACCUUCAAAGGAAAACUGAUCGUGAUAAUUACGUGAAAAUUCGCAAGAGCGUUUUGCUGCUUCAGGCUGCCUACCGAGGAAUGAUCGAUCGAGGGCAUUUGAGGAACAUACACAAGUCUGCCAGAACCAUACAGUCAUAUUAUCGAAUGCACAAACAGCACCAAUAUUUCAAAAAACUGCGUUGGGCAGCAACCACUAUACAACAAAGAUACCAAGCUUGUCAAGUAAGAGAUGCCCACAUGAAACAGUAUAAUGCCAUGAAAAGAGCAACAGUUUGCAUUCAGGCUGCUUUCCGCGGAAUGAAAACCAGGCAACAAAUCCAAAGAAUUCACCUAGCUGCAACAGUUAUACAAAGAAGAUUCAGGGCCUAUAUUGAAAGGAAAAGAUACCUAUUGCUAAGAGCUGCCGCUUCUGUAAUCCAACAGAGGUACCGUGCACUUGUGCUUGCCAGAAGUCAAAAGCAAGCAUACAUUUUGAUCCGGAAUGCAACUCUAUCUAUACAAGCUGCCUACAGAGGAAUGAAGGCACGGCAAGAGAUCCGGCACAAACACAAGGCCGCAACUGUGAUACAAGCAGCAUUUAGAAUGCAUAGGGUAUACCUUCCGUACAGGGCAAUGAGACUGGCGGCUAUGAUAAUACAAAACCACUAUCGAGCACACCUUCAAAGGAAAACCGAUCGUGUUAAUUAUGUGACAAUCCGCAAGAGCGUUUUGCUGCUUCAGGCUGCCUACCGAGGAAUGAUUGUUCGAGGGCAUUUGAGGAACCUGCACAAGUCUGCCAGAAUCAUACAGACGUAUUAUCGAACGCACAAACAGCAACAGUGCUUCAAGAAAUUGCAAUGGGCAACAACUGCUAUACAGCGAAGAUAUAGAGCUUGUCAAAUAAGAGAUGCCCAUGUGAGACAGUACGAUACUCUAAGAAAAGCAGCAGUUUGUAUUCAGGCCUUCUACCGUGGGAAAAAAGCCCGAGAUUUGGCUCAUAAAAUGAAGGCAACUUACCGUAUUAAUUCAUUCUUGCUGAUGUGUAUUACCAGGAAACGUUUCUUGAUUCAGAAGGCAGCUAUUGUAACUCUGCAAGCUUCAUUCCGUGGUUAUCGAGUAAGGGUACGCUACAGAGCCAUGCGGCUGGCAACCAUUUUGAUCCAGAGAUGGUAUAGAGCCUGCAAAGUAGGACGUUCACAGUUUGUGCAAUAUCAGUCCAUGAGGUAUGCAGCCACUGCAAUUCAGGCUGCCUACAAAGGUAUGGUGGUGAGACGGUGGGUUAAGCAACAGCGAGCUGCUGCAAAAAUUCAGUCAUUACUCCGUAUGAUUCACUACAGGAGAGGCUUCCUCAAACUAAAAUGUGCAGCAAUUAUACUGCAGUCUCACUACCGUGCUUAUGAAGCAAGGAAACUAUACAGAAAAUAUGUAGAAGCAGCUGUUGUAUUGCAAGGACGAUACCGAUCCUACCUCUUAAUGAAGAAAGAGAGAAGUACUUAUUUAACAUUCCGUCAGACAAUCAUCAGCCUUCAAGCCAGAAUACGAAGCUUUAUUGUUCGAAGGAACUAUAAAAAACUUUAUCAGAGUAUCACUAAAAUUCAGGCUUGUUAUCGUGGAAAGAAACAGAGGCAAGUAUUCCUUCUCUACAAGGAAGCUGCAUGUGUGAUACAACAACACUACAGAGCUUAUUGUCAAAGAAAGGUUGAACAAGAAAAAUACUUGAAAAUGAAAUGUGCUGCUGUCAUAAUACAGACUUCAUUCCGUCGAUACCAAGUGAGACAACAAGUUAGAAGAACAACAGCUGCACAAAAAAUUCAGGCUUGGUUUAAGGGGCAAGUUAUACGUCAACAGUACAAGGCCAUUCUUGCUUCAGUUAUAUUCGUCCAAAGGCAUUUCAGAGCAAAACAAGAUAGAUCCAGGUUUCUAAAGAUCCAGGCUGCCACAAUUGUUAUUCAACGCAGAUGGAGAAUGGCUAUUGCAGCAAGGAAAUUGGAAGAUGCAAACCUUAGAAGAACCAUGGCAGCUAUCAAAAUCCAGGCCUUUUGGAAAGGAUUUAAUGUCAGAAAACAAAUGAUCAGGAAACAUGCAGCAGCUUCUCAAAUUCAACUUGCAUUUAGAGCUUGUACCCAAAGAAAGAAGUUCCUUCAACAAAGAAGAGCUGCAGUGGUGAUACAGAGGCAAUACCAAGCAUGGCACCUUGCAAAAGCUGAAAAUGUGAAAUACAAUAAAACUAGAAAGUCCAUAAUUCACUUGCAAUCUGUUUGUCGUGGAUGGUUGGUUCGCAAAAAGCUUGCUGAGAAAAAACAGGCAGAAAGAAAGCUUAGGUUUGCUGCUGCUGUCUAUCACAAUCUUUGUGCUAUUAAGAUUCAAAAAGCAUACAGAGCCCACAUGGCUCUUAAACGUGCAAAAGACAAGAUCAACUCGGUCAUUUAUAUCCAGAGAUGGUUCCGGACUUGUCUUCAGCGCAGCAGAUAUCUUAAUGAACGUGGAAAGAUCAUUGUAGCACAGCGAAUUGUAAAAGCUUGGCUGAUGCGACGACACAAAGCUGCUGUUGUCAUUCAGAAAUCUGUAAGGAAGUUUCUUUAUAAAAUCCGGAAUAAGAGAAUUCGCAGUGGAAUUAUCAGAAUGCAGGCUUUGUGGAAAGGAUAUUGGUUGCGUAAGAAAACCAGCAAUCCUCAAAUCAUUGCUAUCAGACAGCGCAUACAACAGGUCAAUGAGAACAGCUACGAGGAUCAGAAGUUGUGCAACAGAACGGCUAUAGCUGUAGAUUACAUUCUUAAAUAUAAACAUUUCUCCUACAUUCUUGCAGCUUUACAGCAUUUAGAAGUUGCAACUAGGCUAUCUGCUAUUUGUUGUGAAAAUCUUGCUCAAAGUGGAGCAACACCUGUAAUUUUCACUUUGAUCAGAAGUUGUAACCGCAGUGUGCCUUGUAUGGAUGUCAUUAAAAAUGCAGUUCAAGUUCUCCUCAAUCUUUCUAAGUAUGAAAAAACUGCUUCAGUGGUUUAUGAAGUGGACAAUUCCAUUGAUACUUUGCUCGACCUGUUGUACACAUACAGAGGGAAAGCUGGUGAUAAGACAUCUGACAAAUGUGGCAGCAUUUUUACAAAAGUGUGCUGUUUACUUGCAAUUCUGUCACAGGACUCAAAGAAGGCUUUAGAGGUCCGUAGCUUGCCCAAAGCAGAAGAUCGAAUCAGAAAUAUUUACAAACUGACGGUGAGAAAACAUAAAAUGGAUGCAGACAGAAUAAAUGUUAAGCAACGGAUGCAAGCUCCUCUCAAUGGUAGUUUGUAUAUUCCAGCCACUCCAAUGCGAACAAGGACAGUUUCUAAACUAAAACCAGACUGGGUCUUGAGGAGAGACAAUGUGAAAGAAGUUGUGGAUCCUUUAAAGGCAAUUCAGUUAAUAGUAGAUACACUUGGAAUUUCUCUUUAAAAUCUCAAAAAUAGGACAAACAUUGAUUUUUCUGAUGGGUAUGUUUAUAUAAAUGUGUAUGCAAAAAAAAUCUUGUAAACUUUUCCAAUUUGUAUUGCUUGUAUAUUUGCCAAAGUUGGAUAAAUACAGUUUGGUUACACAAGCGGUUUUCAUAUGCGAGUCACACAUCAUGGUGAAAUGUUAGCGUUCACCUUCAAUCUGAAAAUCAAUGAAUUGUUUCUAAGUUUAACAAAAUUUGUUAAUAUUUUUUGUACAGUGUGUUUUCAAAGCUUGUCUUUUAUUGCAUUUCAAGGAAAAGAAAUAAAUCUUUACAAU